Pseudozyma flocculosa PF-1 is the source of this 1026-nucleotide messenger RNA. RefSeq lists its product as uncharacterized. Gene Ontology annotation, molecular function: 3'-5'-RNA exonuclease activity. The coding region runs from base 1 to 1026 and encodes 341 amino acids. Lineage: Eukaryota; Fungi; Basidiomycota; Ustilaginomycetes; Ustilaginales; Ustilaginaceae. Gene Ontology annotation, cellular component: nucleus. The transcript has 4 exons. The record is from RefSeq and is a predicted model, not a curated record. Gene Ontology annotation, biological process: U6 snRNA 3'-end processing.
AUGUGUGCCAAGCCCCAUGCGACGCGGGGUCUGGUCGACUAUGCCACUUCCGGAUCCGAGUCUGGCUCUGACGAUGAUGCCGGCGUCGAGCCGCCGCGCAGCCAGCAUGACGACGACGGCAACGGCGUGACCACCAAGCCCGCCCCGACCAGCAUCGUCACCCCAUCCACCGGGACGAGGAAGCGCCGCCUUCCACCGCUCGGAGAUGACCUUACGCCGCUCUCGGCAGCGCAGGAGGCCGGCCCGAGCAAGCGAGUCAAGGCGGUGGUGGCGGGCGAGUGGCUCUGCCACGUCUUUGUCGAGGUCCCGCAACAGAUCUCGCUGGACCGCACGAUUGACCGGUGUCAUCGAGAUGCUCGUGAGGCGUUUGCAACGCGGUUCCAGCCCAUCGGUUCACGGCCGCCCGAUCCGGCAAACGGCGGCCAUCCCGGAGAGGUCACAUGCGAGAGGCCGCACAUCUCGCUAACGAGGCCCAUCCUGCUCCGCGCCCACGAGCGGACCAUGUUUGUUCAAGAGGCCGCCCAGGCGGUCCGGGCGGCAUCGCAUGCUUUUAACAUGCAGAGAUUUCCCGUCUCGUUUUCGCGGCUCGACCACCUGGUCAACGAUGACCGCACGCGGGACUUUCUGGUGCUAGAGGUGGGGGCGGGAUGGAAAGAGCUCAAGGCGCUUGCUGAGAGCCUGUCGACAGCGCUCUACCGGCUGGUGCGCGCCAAGCCGUACUACGAAGAGGCGAGAUUCCAUGCCAGCGUUGGGUUCGUCUCGAUGGUCGAUGACAUUAUCGGAGACGAGGGCCACAGCAUGCCCAGUCAGCCUGCGCCAGCCGCGGAAUCCGCACCGGACGGCCAAGGCGCCUCGGCGGCGGCUGCAGAGGCAGCGGCAGAGGCGCCUGCUGUCGUCGGCCCGCGCCCUCGAGGCGACGCGGAGGAUACGCGGGCGGCCGAGAUACGCAGGUGCCCGCCGUUUCUCGUCGACCGGAUCGGCAUCCGUGUCGGAAAGCAGGUGACUUGGGUCGACCUGCGGCAGUGA